Molecule: messenger RNA, 843 nt
Organism: Suillus bovinus
Lineage: Eukaryota; Fungi; Basidiomycota; Agaricomycetes; Boletales; Suillaceae
Exons: 4
Coding region: 1-843 (280 amino acids)
Source: RefSeq, a predicted model, not a curated record
AUGGAGGACGCAGGCGCACGCAUUCAGCGACAGCGUGCUUACACAAGCCGCAUACUGCCACAUGCACGUCCAGGGCUUCGCAAUCCUCCAGGUCUCGGCGCGGUAGCCACUCGUCGUCUUCUGGCCCAUGCUCUUCUCGUCUAUGAUUCUGCCAAUGAAGUUCUCAGAACCCGUCCCCGAACCACCCUCAUCCCCCCUGACGUCUAUUUCUUCAGACAAUACACCCGCCCACCAUAUUGUACCUACGAAAAGCUCUCGGCGGGCGAACUCACGCCGGAAGUCGCUCGUGAUUGGGACAACGCCUGUACGACGUAUUUCAUGCACAAAAAAAUCGAUGCCAAGGACCAGGUGAAAAUGAUCGCGUUCGGAAUGUUAGACCCUCGCCUUCGCACUUGGUACUUGACUCAAAGAGCAACAUUGGACGGAGGAACAUUCACCCAAUACAUGACGGCCCUCAAGAAUGCCUGGCUCGAAAGUCAUUGGGACACCAAACUUCGUAGAAAGGUUCUUGGAUCCCAACAGGGAAACCGGCCGUUCUAUGAGUGGGCUCUAGAGUUACAGAAUCAGAACGCGUUGUUAUAUGGCAGUACGACACACCUGACAGAUGCACAAUUACGGAACCAACUCGAAGCAAACAUUUGCGAGGAAUUGACCAUUCCUGUACUUAGGGCGAAUCUCGCCGACAACCUCACACUCAAGGCAUGGAUCGAAGAGGUCAAAUAUCUCGACGAUAAACGUCUCGAAGACCUCGCUGCCCAUAGAAAGAUAGCUGAAGACCUAUACAAGUCAUCUAGACGCGCCGCACCCACUAGCGCUCAUCGUCUUCUCGCUUGGGUUCACUAA